Phalaenopsis equestris is the source of this 2561-nucleotide messenger RNA. Its product is annotated as mitogen-activated protein kinase kinase kinase 3. The coding region runs from base 133 to 2241 and encodes 702 amino acids. Gene Ontology annotation, biological process: protein phosphorylation. NCBI's taxonomy places the organism in Eukaryota, Viridiplantae, Streptophyta, Magnoliopsida, Asparagales, Orchidaceae. The transcript is spliced from 11 exons. The record is from RefSeq and is a predicted model, not a curated record. Gene Ontology annotation, molecular function: protein kinase activity; ATP binding.
UACUCACUUAACACGUGCGACUCCAAUGCUUUACUUCCCUCGCCGGCUCUGCCCGCCGCUCUGUUGUCUUUUUCUCCUCUCUUUAAAUUCAUCUACUUCUUCAUCCCCUUUCCCUUACCUCACACGCUUACGAUGCCAGCUUGGUGGAAGGCGAGGUCCAAAUCGAAGGCCAAGAAGACUUCGUCCUCCUCCGAUUCAACCCCGAGGAAGAACCCUUGGUGGUGGGAUGAUGAACCUAAGCUGCUCUGUACGUUGACUCCCAAACACUGGCGCCAACCCAGCAAGGACAAGGCUAACAGUUUUCAUGGAGUUUCUACUGCCCCCGUUGCUUCCAGUAGCUGCGAUGGAGAUCUUAAGGGCCUUUUGGUGUCUCACCAUCCCCUGCCGCGCCCCUCGGUCUCCUCGCCAUUGCUUUCUCCGCCGCCGCUUGAUCUCGGGCCUGCGGCAGCUUCGGGAUCGGCAUCCGCAUCCAGCGUCAGCUCAUCGGGAUCCUCCGAUGACACUCCUGAUCUUGCUUUCUACCGCAUGGCCGAUCCCAUAAACAUGGCAAGGGGCAGAUCUGCCUUACCAGGCUCACAAAGUCAUCAGCAUGUGGCUGAAGCCAGACAUUUCUCACACUUUAACCCAGUUUUGGAGCAUUCAAGGAACCCUGAGAUGCCUGUAUCUCCAAGAAAGGAAAUUCACUUACAUGACCUUAAUGCUACUUCAAAUCCUAAUAUCUGUUCUCCUGCUACAACUUACCUGGAGGGCAUAUUUAAUCCAAGAACUGUGAAUUGUGCUCCUAUUUCACGAGGGUCUCCUUUUUGUAUAUCCCCUGUGCAUUCAGGUGUACAAAGUGUCUGUCCUGGAUCACCCACAGCUAUGCAAGAUGGUCUAAGGAGCCCACCUCAACCACUGCCUCUGCCUCCAAUCUCAACUAAUUCUCUGUCUUCUUCAUUACGGCCUUCUCAGUCAUCAUGGAAGAAAGGAAAGCUGUUGGGCAGAGGAACAUUUGGUCAUGUUUAUCUUGGAUUUAACAGUGAAAGUGGGCAAAUGUGUGCAAUUAAAGAGGUACCAGUCAUAUCUGAUGAUUCAAAUUCCAAAGAAUCUCUCAAGCAACUAAAUCAGGAAAUAAAUUUGCUUUGUCAGCUUUCACACCCAAACAUCGUGCAAUACUAUGGCAGUGAGCUGGCUGAUGACACACUUUCAGUUUAUCUCGAAUAUGUUUCUGGGGGUUCCAUUCAUAAGUUACUUCAGGAAUAUGGAUCAUUUGGGGAACCUGUUAUCAAGAACUAUACUGCACAAAUUCUUUCUGGACUUGCUUAUUUGCAUGGGAGAAACACUGUACAUAGGGAUAUCAAAGGAGCAAACAUACUUGUAGAUCCUAAUGGAGAGGUCAAACUUGCUGAUUUUGGCAUGGCUAAACAUAUAUCCUCUUAUACAUCAAUUCGAUCUUUCAAAGGAAGCCCAUAUUGGAUGGCUCCUGAGGUCAUCAUGAAUGGAAAUGGAUACAACCUCUCAGUUGAUAUUUGGAGCCUUGGAUGCACGGUACUUGAGAUGGCAACUUCUAAACCUCCAUGGAGUCAAUUUGAAGGGGUUGCUGCAAUAUUUAAAAUUGGGAAUAGCAAAGAUAUACCUGACAUUCCAGAGCACCUUUCUUCUGUAGCUAAGAGUUUUAUAAUGUCAUGUUUACGGCGUGAUCCUUCUGCUCGACCAACAGCUGCUCAGUUGAUGGAUCAUCCUUUUGUGCAUGAUCAAGCUGCAAUAAAAUCUGCAAAAUUAAGUGUAUCCAAGGACAUGUUUCCUCCUGAUGGAAGCUAUUCAAGGGCUUGUAAGGACUAUCACAGCAACAGGAGUGUCUCUCCUUUACGCGAUAAGAAAUAUGAACUGGGACACCGUGGCCAAGCUGCCAUGGAUUAUCGGAACAACAGAAGUGUUUCUCCUCUACGUGGUAAAAACUAUGAAACAGGACACGGAGUUGCGAUCCCCCUUGUGCAUGAAAAUGCAAGUGAUCUUAUGGGCAUGAGAAUGAACAUGUCAUUGCCGGUCUCACCGUGCUCGAGCCCUCGACACCAGCAAAUACAGUUCAAUAGAAGCUGUGUUCCAUCUCCCAUACAUCCAGCCUACUCAGCUGGAGCACUCACCUAUGGGCCAAGCAACCAUUAUCUCUAUCAAGUCAGGCCAAGCCAUAAUUUCACAGACCCUUCUCUGGACAUUUCAGAACUCAGAAUCCAAACUCCAUAUAGCUCACCUAAGAGAUGACGACUCCAGGUUCUAGUUUUACUCAUAAGCUGCAGCAUAAGUGCAAUUAUUUUCACUCUCUUUAUGUGAAAAGGUUUGAAACCAAAUUAAAAUAUGGCCAAACCUGAAUUUGGCUACACAAAUGAGGCAGUUUCUGGAAAUAAAGUCAGUGUUGGUGGGUGUGAUCCUUUUUCUUAUUUGUUUUUCGGCGCAGAUGGUAUGUAUCCAAAAUGUGAAGUAAGAUUACACCAAUUCUGUAUAGUAUAUAAAAGGCUUGGGACUAGAUGUAGACGGUGUUGAUUGAUGCCACUUGAACAAAACAUAAUGAAAAUUAGUUCCCC